This is a messenger RNA of Guillardia theta CCMP2712, 210 nucleotides long. RefSeq lists its product as hypothetical. The transcript has a single exon. The record is from RefSeq and is a predicted model, not a curated record. Lineage: Eukaryota; Cryptophyceae; Pyrenomonadales; Geminigeraceae. Gene Ontology annotation, molecular function: protein binding. The annotation marks the transcript as partial.
UUGCACUGGGCAGCUUUGAACGGCCAUGCUAGCACGGUCUCUCUGCUCCUGACUAUGGAGGCAGAUGUGAACAGUCGUGACAUUCUUGGCUCCACGCCAUUGCAUUAUGCUGCAGAGACUGGGAGAUCGAACGUUGUGGGUUUGCUCUUGAGAGGAGGUGCUAGACCUUUCUUGAUUAACGACUUCGGACGGACAGCUCUCGAUUGGGCU